This is a messenger RNA of Dicrocoelium dendriticum, 3942 nucleotides long. The record is from the annotation of a GenBank genome assembly. Lineage: Eukaryota; Metazoa; Platyhelminthes; Trematoda; Plagiorchiida; Dicrocoeliidae.
AUGGCCCAAUGGAUUUCGCCAUUCACUGUAUUAUUGUUUAUGCACAACCUCAAAAGGACAGCCACACAGAUAGAGUGUAACACUAUGCACCUAUUCGAGUUCUUUCUAACGUAUUCCAACGUCACAAAUGAUGAUUAUGCGGCUGUAGGCAUGGCUUACCAUUCGCAACAGACCGAGACUCCCCAGUGGAUAGCGUACACAGUCCGUCAGCCCAUCAUAAUUUCCAGUGUAAUCACUAUGGACAUUGUGACUGGGAGGAAGUUGCAGAGCUGCCAGGUCCGUAAGAACAAUGCUGAAUUUUGUUGUAUACUCAGUGAACAGCCACAAGGAGACCACGAUCCUCCUCAAUGCACCGAUGACGUCUUAGUCUAUAACACCAAUUACGAGGAGUUGGAAUAUGAUGUGAUAUAUAAGAAACGGCAGGGCAAGAUUGAUUUUGCUAGAUCGUUUAUUCGCUUCGACUUGGAAACAUCAAAAGGGCUGGUUAGUUACAUGUCGAAUCACGAAGGCAGAGAUGGUCGAGUGGUCUGUCCGCAGUUCGCGCGGCGAUACUGGAGCCAACCACCAGAGCUGGCGGAUUGGUUAACAAAUGCACCGAAUCCUGGCUUUAUUAACUGGGGUAACCUGGUGCCAGCUGUGCCAGUUGUAGAAUUCAAUCAAGUGCAUAUACGAGUGUUCGGAUUUGCCACCACGGAUCACAUUUACCGAGCUUGGCAAAUCAGUUAUAACCCACUAUAUAAAGACUUUCAAAUGACGAAAAUCCCAUGGACUAUGGAUACCGACCUAGAUACAGAAGAUGGUCUGAUGGGACAAUUGACACGAGCCAUUCAGUGGCAUCCAAACUACCGUCAGAACCUACGUGGGUGGAGAAGUACUUUUCAAGUUAAGCGACAUGCACGUGCCUUCGUGCUCCUUCUCAGUGAAUCACUUGAGAUGGACGAAGAAAUUAAUCAGUUGAUGCAGGCGUGGAUCGUGCUAGACAACAAAGGGAGGAAAUUUGUUUGGCCAGCUACGAUACAAUCACCUGCUAUUCGUAUUGUUGGACUGAGAGUGAUGAGAAAGGCAGUGUUGCAAGAAGGGGAGACCAAAAUAUUUUGGGCUGAAAAGGAGCACAUCCGCGCAGAUUCAAAAGUAACAUGUUACAAACGCCAAAAUUUCACACACCAGUAUGCAAUGACAAAGCGUGUUAUUGUCAGUCCUGGCAAACCGUAUUUUGAAAUUCGAAAUCUGACCAUCUCGGAUAGUGGAAUGUACAAGUGUACUGCAACCUCAGAGAAGUCUCCCGAGUACCAGUUUUUCUCAGACUACUACAUCAUUGUCCUACCUCGUGAAAUGGAUGUACAGAACUACCUGACGCAAAGACCACUGAAAACGACAGAUCCCGUUGAGGACAACUAUCAGUACGUAGACGUGAUGAAUCGAUCAUAUUUUAUCGGUAGCAAUCCUAUAUAUGUCAAUUGUGUUUAUUUACUAUCCACCGGUCUGGACAACUACAACGGCUACCGAACGUAUCGUGAUGGAAAGGCACUGGCGUCGUCCAAAAUGAUAAGUGAAUUCCAUCGAUAUUAUGCAACACUCAUUCUGACAGUAAGGACAUUUGAAAUGCUACCAGACCGCUCAAGUGAUCCCGUCACCACGAAGGUGACGUGCGCUCACCACUACAAACCCGAUCUGGACACUGUAAAGCAAUAUCCACUGGUGCCAACUCAACUGACUCACAUUAACAAAACGCGAACAUUGGUUACGGCGGGACACAGACCGCCUCUUAUUGUGACCGCGUCCAUCUGGACCAACAACCCGGACCUAACGGAGCGCCUUCGGAUGUCAACACUUACUCUAGAUGAUCUGUACGGAAUGCCACAUCCGCAGAUUCCAUGGAGCAAGGUGGCAGUGGGUGUGGUAAGUGGGUCCUUCAUCGUGUUGGUCAGUGCCAGGGGCGGUUGGGGAUCCGUGUCCAUGUGUGUCAGAGACACGCAACAGCAACAGCUGCAUCGAUGGCCGUGCGCUUUGACAACCUCAUUACUGACAUUGUGGGCAAACGACCCACUUCUGACGGAGCCGGAACUAACGCAAUCACACACUCUGGUCGCCAUGAGGUUCCAGUUUGAGUGCAUAAUGGCAAUGGGUCGGGAGAGCUUGAUUUUUGGGGUGUAUAACCCGAAGAAAGACAAUGUGAACAUGACACUGGUGGAGCAAACCACUCAUGAUCAAAUCGAAGCGAUACUCACCCAGCAUUAUGGCGAGGAGAGCAGAUUUGGAGUGGACAGGCAUGAGGAAGUAUCUGCCACAUUUAGAUUAGUUCGACUACUAGUCAGAUGGCAUGGAACCGUCUAUCCGGGUGCGACAGUUAAAUUGAGUUGGCGCUCAGCGCAGCAUAAGACGGAAGAAUUGAAAUGCUUCUAUAGCAUAGACGAAACGGCAACGCUGGUGGAACUUGGGUCUGAAUUCAAGUUUAGCUUGGAGAACGCUGAAUCAGUGCUAGAAGUUUCGAAAGAGAACGUCAACGAACAGGACUCGGGGCUCUAUCGAUGUGCUCCAUGUCGCAACUGCUCGGCUCUCAACGAAGCAGUGGUGUACCGCCUGGUCGUAUUGCCCGAUUUGUCCCAACUACGAAUCUCAUUAGACUAUGGAAACGCCCCUCAUAUUAGCGGUUCAGGUACUUUAGAGGAUCCAAUUCGGACUGAAGCGCGGCACUUGAAAGCCAUUUGUUCUUACAUGGCCUAUCGCGGUUUACGAGGACAAUUUGAAAUGACCCACUCAUACGAAACUGCUAUCCCUAACAGCACUGAGCAUUUCCCACUGGAAACUCAGUUGGGUAGGAAGAAAAUGGAUGUGGUUGAUGAUUAUUAUCGCCUAGUACACACGUUUGUCUUUCAAAAGCCCAGAGCACAAGAAUACUGGGCCUACGUUCGUGCCAGCUGUCAUCUAUCGUUCAGUAAUGUGACACGGGAUCCCCUCGAUAUUUUAGAUGCCUCCCCAAACAUUACUGUAACAAAAAGCAUCUAUUUAACGUAUAAAUUAUCUCGCGGCCCAGUCAUCUUGACUGGCUUCAUGGAAACAAAUCUAACAUCACUGACUGCCGAACUGCAGGGCAAUGAGUAUUUUUCGGUUGACGCUGUCCCCUUACUGCGACCAAUACGCGAAUCUGAAACCGCUGUCACAGUGAACUACACCAUAUUCAUGGGGUUACCAAAGGGAGCUACAAGAGUGUGGGUUGUUGUUCAUCUGGACGAUGAUUAUCACGCUUACGAUUGUCAUCUGGUGCACAGUACUGAGCUCGACGAUUCUCAUAUGACCACGAACUUGGUGUCUAGCCCAAUCUUUCGGGCGAAUAGAGGCAUCAACUUCUUCCGACAGGAGUACGCCUGCCUGCUAGAGAUUCACACAAUCCUUCUCGUGGUCAGUACAUAUGAAUAUAUGCAAGAUCAAUCAACAGAUGCUCUGGAUGCGAAUCUGAAAUAUAGUGUUGUCACGCGGAUGAAAAAUCAUAACGAAAUGAUGGAGAGAAGGCAUCCAUCUGUGACAAAUGCAACAAUUAAUCUCAAUAAUACUACCACUUUCAGGGCUGCUCGAUUAUCUAUCGUUUGGCAUGCAUCUCUGCAGGUGGGUCAAUCGGCCAGUAUGCUGGGUCUCCAAGCCCCACUCGCAAAUCGGCUACAGUGCUACUACAGUAGAAGCGAUCGAGGUGGGGCAUUUCUACCUAUUCGGGAGUAUCAAACAGAUUACCACGAGUGGAAUGCGUUUAUAUUUCAAAAGCGGUUGUCUAAUGUUCAAUAUGCCCAAUCUGGCACCUACAAGUGCAACACAUCCCAGCCGUGUGUUGGCUGCGUCCCCCUGGUGGGCAUCGUCCCAAGACAGAUGGUCGUCCUUCCAACUGAGUCUGUACUCAGCAUGAAGCUGAGUCUUGAACCCCUUCCGUCGCAUGCUUUGUCAGUUGAACGC